This is a messenger RNA of Babesia bigemina, 465 nucleotides long. RefSeq names its product ATP synthase, Delta/Epsilon chain, beta-sandwich domain containing protein, putative. NCBI's taxonomy places the organism in Eukaryota, Apicomplexa, Aconoidasida, Piroplasmida, Babesiidae. The transcript has 3 exons. Bases 1 to 465 code for a protein of 154 amino acids. Gene Ontology annotation, molecular function: proton-transporting ATP synthase activity, rotational mechanism. Gene Ontology annotation, biological process: proton motive force-driven ATP synthesis. The record is from RefSeq and is a predicted model, not a curated record.
AUGGUGGUUCAAUUCUCCAGAAUUCUCAGACAUGCUGCCAACACGGCAGGUAGCGGGAAUCUGGUUUUCUCGCUCAUGACACCGCAUACAACGCUCGUGAGCAAAAAGGUCGUGAAGCAGGCCACUUUGCCAGGCUCUGAGGGAUACUUCACGGUCACAAAGGGCCACUCUGCCAUGCUCAGCAACCUUAAACCCGGCGUUGUGUCGGUUGUUUGCGGAGAUACCGGCGAAGUUGCCAAGUAUUUCCUGUCGUCUGGAUUCUUCAAAAUAUCAAGCGUAGACGGCGACAGUGUAGCGGAGGUGUCAGCAGUAGAGGCUGUGCCAGUCGACCAAAUUGACAAGGACCGGGCCACUCAAGUACUGCAGGAGCUGCUGGCAGAGGCACAAGGAUCCACCGACCCCUGGAUAAAAGCCAAGGCAGUGCUCGGACAGGACCUCUGUGCCGCUAUAAUCAAAACCGUGUAA